Messenger RNA from Lathyrus oleraceus (garden pea), 1374 nucleotides. RefSeq lists its product as uncharacterized. The transcript has a single exon. Bases 1 to 1374 code for a protein of 457 amino acids. The record is from RefSeq and is a predicted model, not a curated record. Gene Ontology annotation, molecular function: zinc ion binding; nucleic acid binding. NCBI's taxonomy places the organism in Eukaryota, Viridiplantae, Streptophyta, Magnoliopsida, Fabales, Fabaceae.
AUGUCUAGUCCACCUUCACCUAGAAUAGCAGCUUUAACUGUUCAGAUCGCAGCCAUGCGUGACAAUUUUGAAAGAUUGUUAAGAGAACAAGGUGAACAACUUCAACAAAGAAUUGAUGAGUUGGAAAGGAGGCCCCAAAAUUCUAAUGAUGGUAGUGGUGAUGAGGAGGAAAGAAGACGUAGAAGGAGACAAGAGGGAGAUAAUUUGAAGGGCAUAAAAAUUAAAGUUCCAACUUUUGUUGGGAAGAGUGACCCGGAGGCAUAUCUAGAAUGGGAGACUAAACUUGAACAAAUUUUUAAUUGUCACAAUUAUUCUAAUCUUGAAAAAGUGCAGGUUGCUUCUAUUGAGUUCAAGGAGUAUGCCUUAGUUUGGUGGGAUCAAUUGACCAAAGAUAGAAGGAGGUAUGCAGAACGACCAAUUGAUACUUGGGAAGAGAUGAAAAGAAUCAUGAGGAGAAGGUUUGUUCCUUCCUAUUAUCAUAGGGAAUUGCACAACAAAUUGAAAAGACUCACUCAAGGUUCUAAAAGUGUUGAAGAAUAUUUCAAGGAGAUGGAAGUUCUCAAAAUUAGAGCUAAUGUAGAGGAGGAUGAUGAAGCAACUAUGGCUAGGUUUCUCCAUGGUCUAAAUCAUGACAUUAGUGACAUAGUGGAACUUCAUCACUAUGUUGAAAUGGAUGAAUUGGUACACCAAGCUAUCAAAGUGGAACAACAACUCAAAAGAAAGAGCCAAGCAAGGAGAAAUUCCACCACUUUCAAUUCUCAAAGUUGGAAGGACAAAACAAAGAAGGAGGGUGCUUCAUCAUCUAAGGAAGCCACGGUUGAAAACAAAGGUAAAACUAUUACAUCUUCUUCCUCAAGUGUUUCAACUAACAAAAGUGUUAAGUGUUUCAAGUGUCAAGGCCAAGGACAUAUUGCAUCUCAAUGUUCAACAAAGAGAACUAUGCUUAUGGAAGAAAAUGAAGAAAUUGUUGAAAAGGAGGAUGGUGAUUAUGAUGAGGAGUUUGAAGAAGAAAUACCUAGUGGAGAUUUACUCAUGGUGAGAAGAAUUUUAGGAAGCCAAAUAAAGGAGGAGGAUACAAGUCAAAGAGAAAACCUUUUUCAUACAAGAUGCUUUGUGCAAGGAAAGGUUUGUUCUUUAAUAAUUGAUGGAGGAAGUUGUACAAAUGUUGCAAGCACGCGUCUGGUUUCUAAACUAAAAUUGGAGACAAAACCUCACCCUAAGCCUUACAAACUCCAAUGGCUUAAUGAAAGUGUAGAAAUGCUUGUUAAUAAACAAGUUGAGAUUUAUUUUAAAAUUGGAAAAUAUGAGGAUGUAGUGUUGUGUGAUGUAGUACCAAUGGAAGCUAGUCAUUUGUUAUUAGGUAGGCCUUGGUAA